This is a messenger RNA of Paramecium octaurelia, 1417 nucleotides long. NCBI's taxonomy places the organism in Eukaryota, Ciliophora, Oligohymenophorea, Peniculida, Parameciidae. The record is from the annotation of a GenBank genome assembly.
CAUGAAGGCAUUCGCAAUUAUAGCAUUGUUGUUCAUUACAACCUACUCCUAGUCCAACGAAAUAGAUGUAGUAUUAAAAAUGUUAGCAGAUUUGAAAAAUGGAACUUCGAAAUAACUAGAACAAUUAGACUCUGAUUGGUCUGCCACUAAAUACGUAAUAAUAUCAUGCAAACUAUAAGACAAAACAAGAUAUCGUGAAUGAUUUGAUGAGAUCUGCCUCUACUUAGAGAGGAGAAUGCAAUCGAAGAGACCAAGAAUGGGCUAACAAAGAAAGAGAUAUUAGAAUUACUUUAAGCUACAUCAAUUGGUUAGAAAAAAGAAUCAAAGAGAAUAAUGAGAGACUUCAAAGAUUGGAUGUCAAUAGAUGCGAAUCUAAUUCCAACUUUAUCAAUGAUAUCAAAAAUAGCAAAAAAACAUUAAAUUUAAUAGCUUUCCUUAGAAGAGCUGUUAAAAAUGCCAAAGAAGUAAAUCAUCACAAUAACUAUUUAGACUGACUUGCCCACAUUAUUACAAUCUGCCUAAUUCAUCCAACUCAAAUCCUACUUAGCUGAUGAUGAAGAUGAACCAGAAGUCACUUCUGACAAUAAUGAACCUCCUCAUGUUUAUGAAGAUGCAGAAGUCGAUACAGACGGAGACUAACAAGACACUCAAGAAGUUGAAGAGGCAAAUCAAGAAACAACUGAAGAAACAGUUGAUGCAUCAGCACCAGCACCAGAAGAUCAUGAGAUUGAAUAGCACUAAGAAAGUGGAGAACCAGAUGCUCCUGUUCCUGAACAUCCAUUUGAAGCUGCUGAAAAGACGACCAAUGAAUAAUUAGCUAAGGAAGCUGCAGCCUUCAACAAAAUUAUUGAGAAGGGACAAAAGGCUCCUGCAGAAUCUGGAUCCUAAAAGGAUUAUAGUUAAUUCACAGUGGCUUAAUAAGAGUUGCUUAAUUUCCUUGACAUCCUGGAAUCAGAGGUUCAAGGGUCAUUUUCAAAGAAAUAGGACAAUUAAGUCACAUCUGCCAUGGGCUACAGUGAUUUCAAAGGGUUGAUUAUUAAGGAGAAUGAGACUUUUAAGGGUCAUCUUGUCGCUGAAGAUGUUAAUCUUGUAUGAUAUCUCAUUUAUCAAUAGGAAAAAUUGCAAAAUCAAUUAAUCACCAUUUUAUAAGCCACUGCUGCCUGCAAAGAAAGAUUAAAGAAAAUCCAGAAUUCCAUUGAUUUAGCCAACGAAGUGAGAUUUAUCAUUAAUAUUUAGGACUUGAAUUCUGCUGAAGCUCAUUAUAAAUCAGUAAGCGAAACUUUGAAUGAAGAAUUGAACACUUUUGAUGAUGUUUACAGAAUCUAUUCCAGUCAAGUUGGAUCUCAAAGUACACAAUAUAAGAGAGAUGUCUAAGGCAAAAUUACCAAUUGAUAUUAAAUAUAUAUCAAUAUAUUAA